CCUGGUUUUGUGUGGACGCAGGAGCGAAGGCGUCGAAGAAGGACAGGUCCGAGGGCGCGACGUUUCCGACGUUGGGAGUCAGCGCUGCGGGUCCCGCUUCGGGGAAUGACGACUUGCUGAGCUGCAGACGGAAAACAAAAGAAAAAGCAGAUAUUCCAAGUGAGUUCUUAUGACUUUCACAGGUGCAUUCCUCUGAGUUUACGUGUUCGUGAUGAUUCCUUGGACGUUGGAAGUGUUUUUGCCCUUCUUAAUGCAAUGGAAAACACUUUAAGAAGCCUGAGUGCUGGUAUUCCCAUUACACUAAACAGAUAAUGUCCCUUCUACACACACACACACACACACACACAUUACACUGUUUGAUAUGUCUGUCUGGAAUAAACCUUGACUUUUAGGCACACUUCCAAUGGAACUACAUGCUGACAGUGGGGUCACACAAAAAACAGCAAGGUCAGCAGAACUCUUGAGGAAUGAACAUCCUGUUGAGAUUUCACUUUAUCAGGCAGGCAGGCAGCCAGCUUUGUUGCAAGUAGGGAUGGACAAUAUGACCUAAAAUGUAUGUUCCCAUAUAUAUCUUUCGGUGCCUUUAGCACCGAAAGACAGCCGGUGUUUUUUUGUUUGUUGUGAAGCUUUAACACAGAGCGGUCAAGCGAACAUGUUUCUCUACGUCAACCAGCAAGUUUUUGGAUGGAAAAAUUGUGAUGUUAAGUCGGCUCUUACCGGAGACUUCAGUGGAUUAUGGGACCUCCUCCUGCAGUCCUAAAAGGCACCUGUGAUCUUGGCUCCUCGGCUUCUCUCAGAGACACUGGCGUUCACCGCAGCCAUCCGACUUUCAGGUAUGACUUUACAAUCUCACUAAAACACUAUUAAAACAAUAAUCAAAUAAGGGAUCUUCCAGAAUUAUCCUAGUAAAUGUGUCUAAUUACAUCUGAAACGGUCCCACUGCCGCCGCCUGUAGCUGUCGCCUUUUCUUUUUUUCCCUAGUACUUCACUCUAAACAUCCUCAUCCACGACUCUUUCAUCCUCGCUCAAAUUAAUGUGGAAAUUGUCGCUUUCUCAGUCCGAAUCGCUCUCGCUGCUGGUGGCCAUUAUUGUAAACAAUGUGAGGAUGUGAGGAGCUCUCAACCCAUGACGUCGCGCGCACAUCGUCUGCUACUUCCGGUACAGGCAAGGCUUUUUUUAUUAGCGACCAAGAGUUGCAAACUUUGUCGUCGAUGUUCGCUAAUAAAUCCUUUCAGCAAAAAUAUGGCAAUUUCGCAAAAUGAUCAUGUAUGACACGUAGAAUGGAACUGCUAUCCCCGUUUAAAUAAGAACAUCUCAUUUCAGUAGGCCUUUAAUACAGGCAUUAUUAGACAUAUUGCAUGUUUGGUUUAGGAGUUAUGCUUGAAUAAUUUUUGUGUUGCUUUUUUCUCAUUAUCUAAGGAUUCUGAGAACAUUACUGUACUAUUGAAUAAAAAAAACAUUUUUUUGUGUUUGCAAACCUUACAAAAGCAAAUUUUUCUACUAAAACCCAUCUAUAUACAAUAAUACAGGCAUUAUUAGACAUAUUGCAUGUUUGGUUUUGGAGUUAUGCUUGAAUAAUUUUUGUAUUACUUUUUUCGAAUGAUCUCAUUAUUCUAAGAACAUCACUGUCAUAUUGAAUAAAAAAACGUUUUUUGUGUUUGCAAACCUUACAAAAGCACAUGUUUCUAGUAAAACUCACAAAUAUACAUUAAUACAGGCAUUAUUAGAAAUGUUUGGUUUAGGAGUGAUGCUUGAAUAUGUUUUUAUUGCUUUUUUCGUAUUAUAUCAGGAGUCUAAGAACAUUACUGUCAUAUUGAAUAAAAAAACACAUUUUUGUGUUUGCAAACCUUACAAAAGCACACGUUUCUAGUACAAACUCAAAGAUACAUUAUAAGACAUUGCAUGUUUGGUUUUGGAAUUAUGCUUGAAUAAUUUUUGUAUUACUUUUUUCGAAUGAUCUCAUUAUUCUAAGAACAUUACUGUCAUAUUGAAUAAAAAAACACAUUUUUGUGUUUGCAAACCUUACAAAAGCACACGUUUCUAGUACAAACUCAAAGAUACAUUAUAAGACAUUGCAUGUUUGGUUUUGGAAUUAUGCUUGAAUAAUUUUUGUAUUACUUUUUUCGAAUGAUCUCAUUAUUCUAAGAACAUUACUGUCAUAUUGAAUAAAAAACAGUUUUUUGUGUUUGCAAACCUUACAAAAGCACAUGUUUCUAGUAAAACUAACAAAUAUACAUUAAUACAUGCAUUAUUAGACAUAUUGCAUGUUUGGUUUAGGAGUUAUGCUUAAAUAAUUUUAUUGCUUUAUUCAAAUUAUCUCAGGAUUCAAGAACAUUACUGUCAUAUUGAAUAAAAAAAUGUUUGCAAACCUUACAAAAGCACAUGUUUCUAGUAAAACUCAGAAGUAUACAAUAAUACAGGCAUUAUUAGAAAUGUUUGGUUUAGGAGUGAUGCUUAAAUAUGUUUUUAUUGCUUUUUUGUAUUAUCUCAGGAGUCUAAGAACAUUACUGUCAUAUUGAAUAAAAAAAACACAUUUUUGUGUUUGCAAACCUUACAAAAGCACACGUUUCUAGUACAAACUCAAAGAUACAUUAUUAGACAUUGCAUGUUUGGUUUAGGAGUUAUGCUAGAAACCACAGAGGCGAGGAUUAGUGGCUUAGAAGUGGUUUUGCACUGUGGAGGUACAUUAGCCGCUAGCGAGGACGCUGUUGUUUGCUUGUCACUGUCAAUUUGCAUUAACGUGUCAGUAAACAUGCAUUAUCAUGAAUGAUUUAACGAUCGUAUAAAGAGCCAAUUGCGGAGGGGGGCGUGGCCUGCUGCGGAAUGAGGUGUUGCCAGGACCGGCCUUGAAGACAGUGACAGGUGUGUAGAUGGCCCGGGUGGGCCUUGUUAUCUGAUCACCUAUCACCUUUAUUAGAAGCAGCCGUGAUGAGACGAGUAGUCGGGGUUGAAGAUGCUGCUGAGCGGACGCGGCAGACAAAAAGACACUUGGCUGAAAAGCAAAAUCCUCUGCGCCUUUUUAUGAAAAUAAAAUAGUGUUAUACCCUGAAAUUCCUAGCUCUCCUGGCAGUGUGUGGUGGUCUGAAGAUCCCACUAGAGGGCAACCUCCACACCGAUUUAUAUCGUUUGUAUCGCACUUGCUAUUUGUAUGUGUGUGUGUGUUACUCUUACCUCUAUGUAAUCCUCCGGCACCAGUCCAAUUUCUCCUCUGGAGUUCUGUGCUUCAAUCCAGCCCCCGCCGACAUUCUGCAACACAAACCAGACGUAUUGGCCUACGGUAUAUAUGACAGUAUGUGCCAUCAACAUGCCGGGGACCAUCUCUUCGUAAAGAAACACAACCAGGGCUCCCACUACUUCAGCGUUAUGACUAUAAUUACUGGAAGGGCGAGAGUAUGCAUACCUGCCGCAACCCCAGUCAGGACCUGGAGGGGCUCUGACAGGCAGCCUUCAUGGAGGACACGACACUGCAUCCCCGGUCUCUUGCUGUCGUGCGGGUUCUCAUGACCACCAAGGAAGGACAUUGUUGCGCAGCAGCGGUGAUGGUGAUGAUGAUGAUGAUGAUGGCAUGAAACAGGGAGGGAUCUGGCACGUCUUGUGUCACAUGACCUCCAUCAAUAGCACUGCAGGAGCGGAGGGCUCCGAUCCUGACCUGCCCUUCAUGGAAUACCUGGACGACAACGACAUGGUCUGCCUGAAGUGGGGAUUCUCCGACCUGCAGAGACAAAUCACCAUCAAGUUCAUCGUCAAAACCACCGGCUGGAUCGGCUUGGGCUUGAGUCCCAACAAAGACAUGCAAGGCGCAGAUCUCGUCAUGGGAGGAGUGGAUUCCAACAGAACCUACUUCAAAGAUUAUUAUUCGGCGACAAACACCAUGCCUGAAGUGGACCAGGUGCAGAGCUACACACUUCUGUCCCUCACCGAGAGCCAGGGCGAAACCGUCAUGACUUUUACCCGGGCCUUCCAGACGUGCGACAACCAAGACCUCCAGAUCACGGACAAACCCAUCUACCUGAUAUAUGCUUAUGGAACCACAGAUGAGAUUAACUUCCAUGGAGCACAGGCCGGCGCCAAGGAAAUCAACCUACUGAAUCACGCGCCCAAAGUCACCGCGGCAAAUGGAAACUAUAUGAGUGUCACGGUGCAAAAUCUCGCCCUUCCUGCAAAGGACACGUAUUACCACUGCAAAGUCAUGCAGCUUCCACCUUUGAGCACAAAGCAUCAUAUAUAUCAGGUUCAGCCCGUGAUUGAGCACGCUGACUUGGUUCAUCACAUACUGUUCUACGCUUGCCCGGCCAAUGUAAAAACUCCCUAUGACGGCGACUGCAACUGGCAAAACAUCGGCCACUCCUGCACGGCGGUAAUGGCAGGAUGGGCUGUAGGAGGAGGGGUCUUUGAGCUCCCAGAAAAUACUGGCAUCCCCGUUGGAGGUGCAGAUAACGGUGCAUUUUUUAUGCUGCAAAUCCAUUACAACAACCCUUACAAUGAAUCAGGCAGGACUGACAGCUCAGGUCUGAGACUGGUCCACACAGACCAACUGCGGAAGUAUGACGUCGGCAUCUUGACCACAGGCGUGUUGCCAUAUGCCUCCGCCGACUACAACAUCCCUCCUCACGCUGCUAAAUUCCGCACCUACGGCGUGUGUAACACCAGCCUCUUUUCUGAGAUCAUAGAUCCUGUGCCGGACCUGAAGGUGUUUGCCGUGAUGUUGCAUACUCACCUGGCUGGGAGGGCAGUCAGAGUUGGACAUUUCAGAAAUGGAAGGCAAAUAGGCUUCCUGGGCAUGGAACCUGACUAUGACUUCAACUUGCAGCAUAUCACCUUUUUGGGAAGCAUCAAGACCAUCAAGAAGGGAGAUGAAAUAGUGGUGGAGUGCAGCUACAACACUGCUGAUAGGACAGGAGUCACACGGAUGGGAGGAUCCACCAUGGAUGAAAUGUGCCUGGCCUUCCUCUUCUUCUACCCGCGCAUCAGCAUCACCACAUGUCUCAGCCAGCCCAACACCUCUCAUCUCCAAUUCCCCGACGGACUCCAAAACCAAACGGAGAUCACAGAAUAUGAGAGUGCGGUAAAGAACCUGCCACACAUCCAGUUCGCCUUCAGCAACUCUGAUUUUAUGUAUUACCCGUUUGGCCAAGUGAGGGAUGUGAUGGAGGCGCCAACUGUCCCCUGUGAGACCAACGCCGCCAAUCAUAAGUAUCGUCAAGCAUCACUUUUUAUCGUGCUUGUGUGGAUUAUUCUCAUGUAAAUCAAUCUCAACAUCUCUAUUUUAGUUGCAUUCUUCGUGCAAGUUUCAGUAGCUAUGCCAAACUAUAAAUCAUGCAAUCAUAUGUUUAUCAUUACUGCUGAAUAAUUGCAGUACCUUUUCCUUUAGUUGCUUGCAUUUUACCAUGAUUUUACCUGAUUUUGUCAUUUUUUUAUGUUCAUCAUAUGCACUUACUACUAUUUCAAUAAAAAAUGCUUCCUCCUGAGAUUCAGAGGGCCACAGGUAAAA
Molecule: messenger RNA, 5491 nt
Organism: Nerophis ophidion (straightnose pipefish)
Lineage: Eukaryota; Metazoa; Chordata; Actinopteri; Syngnathiformes; Syngnathidae
Gene: moxd1l
Product: monooxygenase, DBH-like 1, like
Exons: 17
Coding region: 3566-5245 (559 amino acids)
Biological process (GO): octopamine biosynthetic process; dopamine catabolic process; norepinephrine biosynthetic process
Cellular component (GO): secretory granule membrane
Molecular function (GO): dopamine beta-monooxygenase activity; copper ion binding
Source: RefSeq, a predicted model, not a curated record